This is a messenger RNA of Rosa rugosa (rugosa rose), 439 nucleotides long. RefSeq lists its product as uncharacterized. Lineage: Eukaryota; Viridiplantae; Streptophyta; Magnoliopsida; Rosales; Rosaceae. The record is from RefSeq and is a predicted model, not a curated record. The coding region runs from base 54 to 302 and encodes 82 amino acids. The transcript is spliced from 3 exons.
GAAAAUGUGGGUGGAUAGCUCUAAGCCUCUAACUGUGUGGAAGUAGAGACAAGAUGGGAGGGGGACCUCAUUUUUUGAAGAGAAUUCCCAGAAUCAAAUUCCCACAAAGACAAAGACACCCAAAAUCCUCAGCUUCAGGUUCUACUUCACAUACUCAAGAUGCAUCAUCAGCUAGUCUAGGGUCAGAAGUUCCAGCGCCACCGAAAAACCCUGGCGUCGGAGGGAAGGCCUCUCUUCAGCCCGAACGCACACCUGUCACGGCCAGAGAAAUAGAUGCCAUACUAUCAGGUGGAUGCAUUUGAUGAUGAAAGAAGAACCUGAGAGCUGGGAAUGUGAAUCAAUACAUUUCUUAGUUUCUUGUAUGAUUUAUACUUAAUGAUGAAAAAAGGACCUCUGUACAAUACACUUUGAUGGCCUUAUGCUCUACAUGUUAAUUCUU